Molecule: messenger RNA, 1109 nt
Organism: Closterium sp. NIES-67
Lineage: Eukaryota; Viridiplantae; Streptophyta; Zygnematophyceae; Desmidiales; Closteriaceae
Source: the annotation of a GenBank genome assembly
CCACAUGCAAACUUGCAUCACAUGCCUCACAUGCAUCACAUGCCCACAUGUAAACUUGCAUCACAUGCCUCACAUGCAUCACAUGCCCACAUGCAAACUUGCAUCACAUGCCUCACAUGCAUCACAUGCCCACAUGCAAACUUGCAUCACAUGCCCCACAUGCAUCACAUGCCCACAUGCAAACUUGCAUCACAUGCCUCACAUGCAUCACAUGCCCACAUGCAAACUUGCAUCACAUGCCUCACAUGCAUCACAUGCCCACAUGCAAACUUGCAUCACAUGCCUCACAUGCAUCACAUGCCCACAUGCAAACUUGCAUCACAUGCCCCACAUGCAUCACAUGCCCACAUGCAAACUUGCAUCACAUGCCUCACAUGCAUCACAUGUAUACAUGCACACAUGCCUCACAUGCAUCACAUGCACCACAUGCAUCACAUUUUACCAUGUCCCGAGUUCGCCCCUUCUCUGUGAGAUGCCCAUGUUGUGCACCCAGCCCUACCAUCCACCAUUCCUCGUGACUCCCACCCCUACCAGCCACUGAGAGCCGCGCCAGCCACCUGUUGAGUCGACUCAAAAGCGCUACCAUCCACCAUCCACCAUCCACCAUCCACCAUUGCUCGCUCCCACCCCCACCAGCCACCAGGCACAACAGCAGCCAAGUCAGUUCCGUGCAAGACGAGAGGGAUGUGUUUGACUUCUUGGGCCUGCCGUGGCUGGAGCCCCACGAGCGCAAUCUCUGACAUCUCUGACAACCCUGUCGGAGCAGAAUCUCUGACACCUCUGACAACCCUGUCAGAGCAGAAUCUCUGACAUCUCUGACAACCCUGUCAGAGCAGAAUCUCUGACAUCUCUGACGCCGGUAGCAGAAUUUGUAAGAGCCGGGCCCCUGAGAGGAAUCUAUGUUAGGUGUGGCUGAUGGCUAUAAGCAAUCCCAUGCAGAGAGUGUUAUCUUCCUAAUAGAAUGUAGCAUGGACAGGAGAAGCCAUUGUUGCAGUCUGCACCUGUUCUCACCAUCACCUUAUCCACGAGGCUUGAUGCUGUGUGGGUGUGUCCCUCGCUCCGCAAAAAGUGUCAGCCGCUCCGCCAAAAGUGUCCAAAGGUGAAUCCAA